Dicrocoelium dendriticum is the source of this 7246-nucleotide messenger RNA. The record is from the annotation of a GenBank genome assembly. NCBI's taxonomy places the organism in Eukaryota, Metazoa, Platyhelminthes, Trematoda, Plagiorchiida, Dicrocoeliidae.
AAUUUGUGGUGCUCACCGGGCAGCUCGUAUUUGCUUUUCGGAUGACAAGGUUGCUGUUCUCUUCUUAGCUUAUUUAGACAGGAUUAAUUUUUUGCCCUUAUUUGACAAACCGCCUCUUACCAAAUGGCGGGACUGAAAUUGGAGGAUCCCACCGUUGAUGUUGCCGACGUGGAGAAGUAUCGGUUGGCCUUCCUUAUGCAGUUCUUUGUGCAACACAAGCGUCGGUUCCGAUUCCCUCGCCUCCGACUUCAAGAUUUGUAUCAGCGUGUUGUGAAAGACCCGGAUGCGACUGCAUUUUGCGAUGUUGUGGCCCGAAUUCUACGUUUUCUCAGUCACGGCAAUCCAGACAUCUGCAUCGAUACGGUGGACCAGGCUUUGGAUCGUUUCACCAUGGACAAACGAACUCCGUAUCGCAUCAACAUGCAACGCCAUCGAAAUGGGAAACCGGUGAGCCAGCUUGGGCCCACAGCUCGAGCCGCUUUGUUAGACAAUCUAAUCGAGACGGUGUACGAUGAGCAGCCGGAUUUCAACUUCACUUCCGGUUUUAACAAUUCGAACCCAGUCGUCACAUCCGGCCUGCCAAACGGUGCGCGUUCCGCGACUGCUGGCAGUCUAACCUCGGGUGACACAGACCCCAGCGCGUCGUUGUUUGGACAUGGUGUGGAUGGCCUAUCUGGUGAUGCGAGUGACUUUCCCGACCCGGAGGAUGUCAAUGUCCUCAUCAAAGCUGGUCAAGACGCACAAGGCAGCAGCUAUUACUACAUGGAUGAUUUGCGACUCUAUCGUGAACGACCACAAAAUGGUAUUUCCUCACAGUGGGACGUGGCUGUGGGCCCAACGACUGCACAGUGGCAAAAUUUCAUUAUUUCCCUGAGUCGAAACGAGAAAGAGUACGAUUUGUAUUGUUUUCUGAAACAUGACCUUUUCGAAUUGGUUAAACAAAGUCUGGAUAGUUAUGAGCUUCAUGCAGCCAAUCCGGAUUUAGAUUCGAACACCUUGCGUGCCAAGGAGUCCAUCGAGUUGACCGAGUGGCGUCGAAGGCGGGGGUUAUCUGCCUCGAAGCGGAACGAUGAACGACAAGAUGGUAGCACAUUACCUUCGCUUGCCAGUACCAUGGGAUUAAGCUCGAAUGGCCCGAAGAGCGCAUCGCCUGCGUUCAGCGGCGGCGGUCAUGGCGCGUAUGGCGUUGGGAGCUCGGGAAGUGCUUCCUCUGGUGCCCCACUUACACCGAGUUCCGCGCGCACACCCACAUCCGCCCCACCCGUCACGGCAUCUAACGGUUGCCUACCUCCUCGUAUACAGCCGCAUUGUGUGCACUCGGAAAAUGACGAUUUGUUUUCCUCUGAUGUCAAAACCGAUCCGACGACCUCCCAUUCUACAUCGAAUGGUCUACCUUCCGAAGGUGGACUAUACGAUCAGGCCAAUUCCCUCGACGCUGUGCCCGUGACACAUCCGCCUACCACCAAUCUUUCCGUAUCGGACCCGUUCCCCACACAAUCCAACUCAACAGUAUCGGUUUCAAAUUCAACACCCUUGCUUAAUGCGACCUUGAAGGCGGAACCAUCAAACCAAGUCGGUGCAGAAGACAAUUUUGCAUGGCCUUCAGAUUCCGAGGUACUAGCCAACACCAGUCAUUCCGGAUACAACUAUCUUGGCUAUACGGGCCCUCCUAAUCCAGACGAUCAUAGCUACUCUCAAUCUGUUCUCUCCCCCAGCCAGGACACGACAGGCAAUGUAGCGUGCACACAGAGAGAACACUUUUCCUCUGGCUCUUGCCUUUCGAGUGCGGAUAGAAAUUCGUUUCCCUCUCAUCCAUCAGAUCAGACAUCGGACUUUCCGAACUUACCCACUUCUUCUCUAACUUCUCAUUCCCCAAUGAAAGUCACAUCCAGCACAUGCAACGCACCGUCUUUGCAACGCACCGCCUCCCCUCUUGCUGGUUCACCAACAGACACGCGCAAGCCGCAAGCGUACUCAUUCAAUCCUUCGCCCAGCUCUUCGGAAUGCAGCGCUACGCAUACAUCCUCUUGCACAGCGCUCGCCACCUUUACCGACGCCACAGAUACCACACCGCAACUCGGCCGAUCGGCACUGUCUGCAGUCAAACCCAAUCGUCCGGCGACUGCCAUGGUAACACCGAUCGUGGGAGUCCCCGAAGCUGUAACCACUCUGACACAGGAACAGUGGGAAAACCGCAAGAGCAAAAUAGCCCAAUUAGAAAAAAUUCAUUCCACAUUAAGCAAAAGUAAAAGCGCCUCUACUCCCGGAGCAGUGGCCGCUGCGGCAGGCGUGGUUAUGCAUCAACAUCGAUUACCAAUCAACGGCUCUUCUGCACCCGGACCAUUAGCUCCUGCUAAAAUCGGACCACAACAGCAUGCCGAUGGAACGGUUACCGGAACUCCUACUGGUCCCACAUCCUACCCUCCUGUUCAGCGUCACGGAAUUCCGGACAGCUAUCUUUUCAAUCGGGGACCCGUCUGCCCGGGGUUACCACCUUCUGAAACCGCUCAACGAGAAUGGGACCGUUUAUGUCUAGACUACCAAAGAGAGAAGCUUGAACCUUCGCCCCAACGCAUGCACCUCAACUGCCGGCAUGCGAUGGUUCUCAACGACUCGACUUGUUGCUCACUUACUCCGACAGAUGCGAAUGGACCGCCGUCAGCCGGAAACAUUGUGCCUGCAGCUUCAUCGGUCAUGGAACAGCAUGCCUCGUGCCAGAUAUCUCCCAGACAUUUUUCCACUCACGUAGAUGGUGUUGGCCCCCCUGUUGUCAUGGUCCCACCGAACAACUCCAACAUCACUGUCAGUUCUGCUUACUCACUAUCCACACAGUCCUCAGCUGUGUCUGGCCACAAUUAUCGCUGCAUACCCACCAUGAACUGCCACCCUGAUCAAGUUCCAUCUGGUGCGGUCGUCAUGGGGCAAAAACGUCCUUACUAUGGAUCUCCCAACGAUUCCUGGUCUCCUAGCGUUGGUGGUGCCCUUGCCACUCCACAAGGCUCGUUGCACGAUAGUGGACUGUUUGUUGGCUCCAUGGUGCCCUGUGGAACCGCACCCACGCAACGCACUUCUGGUCUCCGAACUCCAACAGGCUCGCUCACUUCUUCUCCGACCCCAGUUCCUGCUUCAGCAGUAGUCACUAGUUCCUCCACUGGUGCCCGAGGCUCCAGCGUAAGUAAAACGGGAGGGAAGAAGAGGAAAACAGCUGGAACUGGACGCGCAAACGCCAACUCCACUUCGACUAUAUCCGCAUCAUGUACACCUUUGCAACACCCAUGCCCGUACGGGAAGACCACUGGUAGUGUGUUACCUCCUGGUUCCAUUGCAUUCGGCAAAUCGAUGUAUCCCUCCCCUUAUAUGAACGAUCCAUCUCAAGCUGCGUUUUAUCCCCAUCGUUCAAUGCAUGCGUCGGCAUCGUCUGGCCAUCAGCACAUGACACAACCUGGUCUCGGGGCAAUUCCUAGCUAUCACUGCACGGAUUCACACUUCGGCCACUAUCCGGACAUGGCUUGUGGACUCAGUCUCGGUCGUUCUCUCAGUGGAUCCGAGUUGCCCCUAGAAGGUCGUCGGGCCAUGACACUCAAGGGUGGUGAGAUGUGCCAUUUAAGCCUCACAGGUGGAGCAGGUGUGCCUUGUGGCCCACCACUCAAUGGAGGACGUAUGUCAUCUUCCAAUUGUGGUAUGCCAUUUCCUUCUGGUCCUUUUGGCAAUAGCUCUGUGUCCCACGCUUACGUACACGGUCCGGAAGGCGCCGUGGCUCUGGGUUGCGACAUAGGGUCCGGUAUGCGACCAGCUGUCCCUUACACGCAACACCUGACUUCAGCCAGUCUAGCUAGUUUGGCUCGUUUAUCCCAGCUAUCUGGUCCCGAAGGGUCUUUUGUACCAUCGUCGACAUCAUCAAGCGUUGCAGGGAGUUCCUUUGCACAAACUCCUGGCUCUGGUGCCUACCCCGGUCGUGGUUAUCCACCUGACGGCACUUCGUUCAUACCUGGACAACCCCAGCAAAUGCCACAUCAAUCGAUGCGUGGCCAUCCGGUAGCGCCCUCUGCCGGAUUAAAGUCAUACGAUGUGGAUUUGAUGUCCCCGAUUAUGCCCCACUCCGCUUUGUCUCCCUCCAUGCACCAACAGAAAAUUGGAUCACAAACCUAUCACGUUCCUGGCCAUCAACAGCAUACAUCUUCUCAGCCACCACAACAGCAGCAGCAGCAGCCGUCUCAUCAACCGCCUUCUAUUCAGGUAAACAACACAUUCUUUAACGCCCAAUUAAACGUACAACAGAUGAAUUAUCAGCACGUCAGUGCACCUGGUUCUACUGGACAAAUGCAGAUACACUUUGUACAACAACAACAACAUGAGCAAUCGGGUGUACCGAUGAGUGGUGGGCUUCGGUGUCCUCGACCCCCUGGAACAGGUGCGCGUGUACCGGCUGGGAACUCCGGUCCGAUGAGCACGACGCCUGAGUUCUACUCCGGCCAGCCUCAGCUCGGGCACCAUCUUAGCACAUACGGCUCCGAGGUUUUUAACCAGCGCUUAUCAUCCUCGUACUCUAAUCAACCUGGUACUUGCGAGGCACGAAUGAAAUCCGAACUCACGGUGCCUUUGUGCACUGGGUUAACUGCAAUUCCUGCUACCGGAGGAGCCACUACUUCCACUGCCGGGUAUGGCAGCACAACAAGCGUCCAUAUAACGCCUCGCACACCACACACUAUUCAGUAUUUACCCGCGACGACUCCCUCUCAUCCGGAUGCCGCCCAACAUGCGCCACAGUCCUAUGUUCCCUCAGACUGUUCUCCGGCCACCAGAUCAAGGCAAAUGAGGCCAACUGGUGGACAAGGGUCAAUUGACACGUUGCUGUUCGCCCCACCUCCUCCAGAUGUACCGAUUUCGGAGGCCACUACUCAUCCGUCGUCGACUAUUCAACAGCAUCAAUACCAACAGCAGCAACAACAGUUGCAGUCUCAGUAUAACUCUCAGUCCAUCUCGCAAUCGGCGUAUCCAGACCAAAUAAUUGCACAGAACAAAAUCAACCAACAGCAGCAAUAUUCUACAGGACGUCCAACCGGAUCCUCUUGGUCAUGUCCCUCAGGUUUUGCUCUGGAUCCAGGCGCCCCCGGUUCAUCAAUGCUACGUCCCAUCGGAACUGCCCAUCAUUCGUCUUCCCGUACAGCAGUUGGUCAAGUUUCCGGAUACAUGAGUGAAAUGGCUGAAUCUGGUCUCUGCGGUCCAGGUUGGACUACCGAUCCCAGUGAAUCUUCUUCCUCUCAACGCUCUGGCAAUCUGCACUAUUCUCGCCAGCACUCGAUUCCUCCCAGACCCGAUGGUAGUUCGCAACCACAGCAAACACAAACACAACAACAGCAGCUUUAUCGACAGCAGCAAUUUAACCAGCAUCAUUACCAUCAACAGCAGCAGCAACAGCAACAACAACAACAAAUGUUUAUGUCGUCCUCGCUAAACAACUGUUCCGGUGGUCAGGUCCAAUUCAUGAUGUCCGCCUCAGCCUCCUCUUCAUCAAUGACUUCAUCCAAUGUGCAAAGCUGCUCAUCCACUACCAUUCUUAGCAAUGAAGCGGGUGUCACCUCGUCUUCAGGGUCCGCGGCACCCCGCCCAACUUCCACGUGCAAUAUACCCUCAGAUGCGAAAGCCUCCUGCCGUUACGAUACAGUACCGAUCAGUGGCAAACGGUCAUCUGUACCCGGCAACAGCGACGAACUGAAGGGCGCGAGUUGCUGCGUUGGUCCUUUGAGUUCACAGCAAAUGCUCCAGCCUGGUCGCACAGGUUGGCCGUCCACCACCACUGGAUUGAACUGUGGCAGCAGUUCCACCUUUAUUGAGCGCCAGUUGGAUCCCUCAUACUCGUCCGUAUACACCGCGGGAAAUUUUAUGCCGGGGGCAGCGCCCUCAGCAAACGGAGCGUUUGGCUUCUCAGACCCUGCGAUGAGCAGCCGUGAUCUCGUCAUACAUCAACACUCACAAGCCCAUAACACUUGUGACCUACCUGAUGGUAGUCUACCUCAGGUCUACACCUCAUCCGUGCUGCCAUAAUGCACUGAACUUGUUCUACCUAUCUAUGGACACCUACAGAAGUACACAGCCACCAUUUCCUCUCCCUCUUUUCUUACCGCAGUGUGUGUUAGGUGUACAGAUCAUCUUUCGUUUUGCUGUGCCUUUGGGUAAUCAAUUACGUCGUUAUUAAUGUUAUCUCAUUAUGUGUCUGUCCCGACAGUGCUUCACACUACACGCCUACUCUCACUCACAUGUAGCAACAUUUAAUAAAGACACACUGCACUAUUUUUGCCUCUGUUUUUUUCGCAGUGUACUUUUCGGUCUCUGUGUCCUACUCAUCCACGACCACAUUCUUUUCUCCCUCUCCAUAUAUCUUCUUUUAAGUGUGCCUUCUUGAUGUUUCAUACUCGUACGAGGCAUGCCGCCCACCUGUGUUUUGCAACCACGAAAACCUCGAUAUCUCCCCUCUCACAUCACCCAUUUGCCAUCUCUCUGUGUGUGCGUUUUUCGACCCACACCAUUCACUCCUUUUCAUCACACACUGUUCUUCCUUUUCUGUUCUCGUCUCCGGCGCAUCUGUUGUACAUGCUGUUUCGAUCCUCCGAGAAUACUUGUGGCUUAUGCCAUACGUCAUUUCCUUUGCUUACCCUCUACUUUGUAUGGUAUUUUCUUCCCUUUUUAGACCUAUACAGCGUCUUUUAUCUAUUCCACCCCGACUAGGCUAUGAUUGUCAUCACGCAUCUUUACUAACACUGUUUUUGUCUCUCUCUCCCUUUCACUAUUUUAUUCCCACUCCAAAACUCGUUACUCCACUAUACUCUUAAUCGUUGUUUCCAAUUUUUUUCCAAUUCAGCUGAACACGUUGAUAGCAUUAUUCAUCUCCACUCUGACCACAUUGGAUCCGUUCAUGCUAUUCUUUCUCUGGUCGAUGCCGUUUUUAUGGCCUAUUGCUUUGCUUUUGUUCUCUAUUCUGUGCCUGCGCAAUUGUUGUAGUGGUAAAGUGGAAGAAAUAAUUAAUUUUAUCACGUUACGGGUUUUCCUAGCACGCGAACUUACCCUCCCAAUCGUAUUGCUCCUCAGUUUUCUCUCGCCAGUUACGAUUGCUUAUUUCCAGCGGUUGUCUUGUCCGUGUUCACACCUGAUCCCUGCUUCUGCCAUUGAGUCAAUCGUAUUAUAUUUCUGGCUUCCCACAAUGCUUCCGGUAUCUGAUAUUGUCCUGGUCUAAAUUUCUCAAGUAGAG